Messenger RNA from Trichogramma pretiosum, 1327 nucleotides. It is a transcript of the gene Or115, whose product is annotated as odorant receptor 10a-like. Gene Ontology annotation, cellular component: plasma membrane. Gene Ontology annotation, biological process: sensory perception of smell; detection of chemical stimulus involved in sensory perception of smell. Gene Ontology annotation, molecular function: olfactory receptor activity; odorant binding. The record is from RefSeq and is a predicted model, not a curated record. The coding region runs from base 12 to 1304 and encodes 430 amino acids. Lineage: Eukaryota; Metazoa; Arthropoda; Insecta; Hymenoptera; Trichogrammatidae. The transcript is spliced from 6 exons.
UGCUUAGAUAGAUGAAUCUAAAGAUUAAAGCAAUGUCUAAUAACAGUGCUAAAACAUUUAUUCGUCACAAACAAAUUACAAAUCCUGCUGGAUCUGACGGCUUUGAAUACAUCAUGGCUCCUUGCAGAUUUUUCCUCCGUUUACUUGGAGCCUGGCCCGACCCUUUAGAAAACGACAGUUGGUCGUCAACCCUACGAAUUUUGAUUGUAACAACGAUCAUGUUUCUCUUUGCAAUAGUUUCACAAACAGUCAAAUUAUUCAAUUGUUGGGAUAACUUGAAUGCAGUUGCUGAGAUAUUGUCCAAUUGCAAUAUACCAACGAGUAUUGCUACGGUGAAAAUUGUCAAUAUUUGGUACCACAGACAUGUUUUAAAAGAUAUGUUAAGUCAAGUCAUUGACGACUGGAAAUUACCACGUACUGAAGAGGAGUUAACUCUAAUGUGGCAAAAUGCAAAAGUAAGCAGACUCUUGUCUAUUGGGUGUAUUUUCAUGACCGAAGCUACGCUUCUUGCUCAGUGUAUGGUCGGAUUAUGGAUUCCUAUUUUUUAUACCUUUCAAAAGUCUCAACUCAAUUCAAGUGUCGAAUGGCCUCUAUACAUGACGGGCUCAUUCCCUUACGAUACCCAAAAAACUCCAUACUACGAAUUUACUAUUUUCGGCCAGCUCUUCUCCAACGUAUUGGCAUCUACUUCGUUUUCAUCGUCAGACUCGAUUUUUUUCAUUCUCAUGCUUCAUCUUAUCAACCAACUCUCAAUUUUGAAAUUAUCAGUGACUAAUUUACCGCAAAAAAUUGUCACUAUUCAAGACAGAAUAAAUUUCAUGAAUAAAUUCACAUCCUUCCAUGCAAGACACAACCAACUUUGGAGAUUUUCAUUAGCUGUAGAAAAUACAUUCAACCGUAUGUUUCUGAUUCAAAUGGUUCCUUGUAUUUUUGGUCUAGGAACGCAGGGUUAUCAAUUAAUAUCGAAUAUUAUUCAAGAACAUACACCACUUGUAGAGUUAGUUUUUAUGAUUUAUUUUUUGGUUUUAUUUUUAUUUACCAUUUUUACAUACUGCUACGUUGCUGAAUUACUGCGACGCCAGAGUUUGGAAAUAAGCGAUGCAAUAUUUGCAUGCAAUUGGAGAAUAUUAAAAUCAAGAGAGAUAAAACUUCUUGCAUUUGUUAUGGCCAGAGCACAAAAGCCUUUUGAGAUCACUGUAGGAAAAUUCGCCAAUUUUUCACUGCAGCUGUAUGUUCGAAUAUUAAAAACAUCUGCUGGGUAUUUAUCAAUGCUGCUAGCUGUUAAAGAAAAGAUAGAUACUUAAAUUUGAAAUAUAUUUAUGAAGAA